Molecule: messenger RNA, 3109 nt
Organism: Musca domestica (house fly)
Lineage: Eukaryota; Metazoa; Arthropoda; Insecta; Diptera; Muscidae
Gene: scaf6
Product: calcium homeostasis endoplasmic reticulum protein
Exons: 13
Coding region: 138-2906 (922 amino acids)
Biological process (GO): RNA processing; intracellular calcium ion homeostasis
Cellular component (GO): perinuclear region of cytoplasm
Molecular function (GO): RNA binding
Source: RefSeq, a predicted model, not a curated record
UGGCGUCCUGAAGAAAAAGUAUAUUUCUUUUGACAACUGCAAUAAAAUUCGUGACAUGUUUUGGGUGAAACUAGAAUUUUGUACAAAAAGAAGAUAAUCUAAGAAUUAAUUGAGAACAUAUAGGAAUAUCAACUAGAAUGGAAGGACCUCCACCACCCAGAGAUGCGAGCCUUCGCAAUAUUAUAGACAAGUUGGCCGAGUUUGUUGCAAGGAAUGGCCCAGAAUUCGAAAUGAUAACCAAACAAAAGCAGCAGAAUAAUCCAAAAUUUGAAUUUUUGUAUGGUGGAGAAUUUGCGGCGUAUUACCAAUAUCGUGUUCAAGCUGAACAAAUUUUUUUAAAGCAACAAGGACAAAAUGCUGGAGGUAUGAUGCAUUCACAACAAUAUCCAAAUCAACAGCAGCAAUCAUCACAUUUUACACAAGGACCACCGCCAAAUAUGUUACAUCAGCAAGGCAGUGGCCAAAUUAUGGAUGGAAACAACUUUGCCAUGAAUCAACCACCUCCAAACCAUCAGCUAUGGAAUAACGCACCACCGUCAUCGGGACAAAUGAAUGUUGGAAUGCAGUCGCAACAGCAUCCUCAACAGCAAUCUGCACAGCAACACCAACGACAACAAUCGCAACCACCCACUUCCACAAAUGUUGGUGGCAAUCAACAAACUUUGGCUAUGACAAUAACUGCACAAAUAGAAGCGAUUAAUAUGCAACAGAAUACACUGCGCGAGCAAAUUCGUCAAUCCGAAGCAAAUUUAACUGCACAACACACGGCACUGGUGACACAGCAAAAGAAGCAAAUUGAAGAAGCGAUAGAGGAGGCCCAAAAUAAACAAUUGGAAAAGCAAGCAGAGGAGCAAAAUAUAUCCCUAAAAGAAUUUGAUGGCAUAUUGCAGCCCAUUAUUGAUGCAUGUACCAAGGACAGUAUUUCCCAAGGCAAAAACUGGAUAUUACAGCAUUCAUCCGACAGCGCUAAAAACAAUGUCGUUUUACAGUAUCUUUUAAAGAAGGCUUUGGCAGAUGGUUCAACAUUUCAGCAAAAAUUGCAUCUUAUAUAUUUAAUUAAUGAUAUAUUGCACCAUUGUGUUCGGAAAAAUGCCAAUGACUUGAAAAAUAGCUUGGAGAAUGUGGUUAUUCCAAUGUUCUGCAGUGCCGAUUUGAUUGCCAAUACCGAUCAACGAGCCAAACUAACAAAACUCUUAUCGUUGUGGGAAUCCAAGGCGAAAUUCUUUGAUGCUUGUGUUAUAUCGAAGUUACAGUCACCGGAUUCCUCCAUGCAAGAGUACAAAACAAAUUUGCAAAAUUUACAUCAUGAAACGACAAGCAAAUUUACUCAGGCUAUGAAAGCGCAAAUGGAUAACUAUAAAAAACAACAUCAAAUGUUUAUACAACAUGCUGCACAACAAAUCACACAAUUAGAACAACAAAAACAACAAAUGGAACAGCAAAUGUUAGCAAGUGUUUUGCCAAAUACGGGUAUGCUUCAGGCGGGAAAUCAGCAAAAUCAACAACAGCAAACACAGGCGAACAAUAUACCCUCCUUAAUGGGUCAAAAACUUGUAAUGCCUUCUGUAAGUGAACCAGAUCCAUAUGGCAACUCACAAGCACAUUUGAAUUCGAACAAUGCUCAGUGCUUUUCAAAUGCCCCAGCCGCUAGUAAUAGUUUCUUUAUUCCGGAUUUAUCAAAACCACCACCAGGAUUUGCCAAUCCUGGACCGACUGGAUCAGGAUUGGGAUCAAAUAGCCAACAAAUUCCACCUCUUUUGCAACAAAAUCAAUUCGCUCAAAUCAGUAGCAACAUUCCGCAAAGCCAAACAAUGUUAACCGCUGCACCAAAUGCUCUCAAUCCUGGAGAAAUUCUGAACAACGUCUCCAAUUUAAAUGUGGACCUACGUAAUGUUGCUGCCGCUUUGCAAAUGGUACAACAACAGCAGCAGCCAACAAAUGCUUUCGAUAAUCAAACAGUAACGUCACAUGCCAUGGGUCCAGCUGACGAGAAGCCAUCAUUGAAGGAACCUGAGGAGGAUCCAAAACCAUCAGCAGCAUAUUAUGAUUUACCGGCUGGACUUAUGGUGCCGCUUAUACGUUUGGAGGACUAUACCUAUAAGCCCUUAGAUCCCGAGGAUAUACGUUUACCACCACCGGCUCCACAAACCGAAAGAUUGACAAAUGCUUUGGCAGCUUUCUAUUCAUUGCCCACGCAUGACAGACCAAGAGACAAUGAGGGUUGGGAGAAAUUGGGUCUGUAUGAAUAUUACAAGGUUAAAAACGCUGCGCGCAAACAAAAGGAGGAGGAUAUUAAAAAUGGAGUCAGAGACAGAUCACGCUCUCCUAGUCCUAUUGUCUUGGAAAAACCAAAGCCAAAAAAGACAAACAAACGAUGCUAUAGAUCAAAAAGUCGCAGUCGUUCUGCAUCGCCUCGUAAAUCACGAACGCGUUCAAGAUCACGUUCUCGUUCUCCAGUACGUGCCACCCCCAAUCGCAAUGACAGAGGAGGACGAAAUAACCGUUACAACAGAAGAAGUCGUUCACCUCGACGAUCUCCGCCACGGGAUAGAGAAAGGGAACGAGAUCGUGACAGGGAAAACGAUCGAAACAUAAGACGUGAACGCGAACGUUCAGUAACCCCUCCUAGCUUUUUAGGAAGUAAUUUUGCAAAACCCAAUGAAUUCAUUGACGAAUCAAAUAAAGGACAUCAAAUGCUAAUGAAAAUGGGCUGGUCAGGCGCUGGUACCGGUCUCGGUACGAAAAAUCAAGGCAUUGAUCAACCAAUUUCUGGGGGAGAAGUCAGAGAUCGUAAAGAUUUAUACAAAGGUGUCGGUGUUAAUAUGAACGAUCCCUAUGAAAAUUUCCGAAAAAACAAAGGAGCCGCAUUUGUUUUCCGUAUGCGUACACGUGAUGAGAAGAGCUAGACAUCUAUAAAAAUAAAACGAUAAUUUAUGUGCUAAGAUAAUUACAUAUUUUUUGUAAAAAAAAAAACUUAUGAAUUGUAAUGCAAAUCAAUCACCAUUAUAAUUUACAUUUCUUUCAUAAAAGAGAUUAUGUGCUAUAAACAGAUGUUUUUGUUUUGACUUGAAAUUAAGAUCAACAAAUAAUAUAGUUUGCAUUUUGAAAU